Arachis duranensis is the source of this 839-nucleotide messenger RNA. RefSeq names its product auxin-responsive protein IAA29-like. NCBI's taxonomy places the organism in Eukaryota, Viridiplantae, Streptophyta, Magnoliopsida, Fabales, Fabaceae. Gene Ontology annotation, molecular function: protein binding. Gene Ontology annotation, cellular component: nucleus. Gene Ontology annotation, biological process: regulation of DNA-templated transcription. The record is from RefSeq and is a predicted model, not a curated record.
UUAUCUCCUUAUUGUUAUUUAUAUUCCACAUGGAGCUUCAAUUAGGUUUGGAUCUUCCAACUAUUCAUGAUGAUCAUCAUAAUCAUCAUGAUAGUAUAGAGUGUUGUGAAUUGUGGAGUAGAGGAAUUGGUUUUAGUAGUAGUGAAAGUAACAAAAAGCAUGUAAGAAAGAAGCGUAGCUUUGAAGAUUAUGCCUUUGGACAAUGUUCUUUGAACAAGACUACUUUGCCUUUGCUAGUAUGGAGUGGACACCCAAAUGAGGAAGAAGAAGAUGACUCUAAUAAUGGAAACAUUCAUAGAAGGAAUAUUCACUUAUCAAACAAGAAUGAAGGGGAGGAAAAUCAUUUGGUGGGGUGGCCACCAAUUAAGUCAUGGAGGAAGAAAGAACUAAAUCAUCAUCAUCAAUAUCCUACAAUAAUAAGGAACCAUAAUAGGAUGAUGCAAGCAACAAAUCAUGAGAAUCAAAAUAGAAGAGAAGAGACAAACUCUUUUUAUGUUAAGGUUAAUAUGGAAGGGGUAACAGUAGGAAGGAAGAUUGAUUUGAUGCUUUACAAUUCUUACCAGACUCUUACACACACUUUGAUUACUAUGUUUGCUAAAUACCAAGAUUUUGAGGAAGAUGGAGCAAGUUAUAAACUCACCUUUCAGAAUGAACAAGGAGAUUGGUUGCUUGCUGGACAUGUUCCAUGGCAAUCAUUCAUUGGUACCGUGCGGCGUUUGGCGAUAUUAAGGAAUGAAAAAUGAAACUAUUAAUUAAUUUGGGUCGGUCGAAUCAGCUCACUCAUCUACUUAAGUAAGUAGUAGGGAGUUUGAAUUCUGUCUUGUGCAUGCAACAAUCCA